AUGAUGCCUUGUGUUACUCGCGAUCAGACAGUGAUUGUCAACAAUCGGCACAAACUGUUGAACGGAUUAACGACUCAACAGAAGCCGAAGCACUCGUUUUCGAUCGACGCGUUGGUCGGCAGCGGCGGCAGUGACUCGUGCGGUGCGCCCAAAGACGGCUCCUCAUCGCGACACUCAUCCACUCCUAGCCCGGCCUCUGACCGCAAGAGUCUGUCCCCUCCCGUCUCCCAUGUGUUGCCGUCGUCGCCAUCCAAGUCCUCGGCGUUCGCAUCGCCCGCACAUCCCAUACCCACCAGUGAUUUGUUACGGUUUAUGAGUGGUUACGGCUCAGCGCCGACACACGUGUCCACUGCCCCCCACUUCGCGGCCGCUAGUCAUCAGCCCAGCCAUCAUCCACAUCACCCAUCGCCGCAUCCCGGCCCACAUCACCCGACCCAUCCCAUGGCCCUUCAUAUGAUUAACUCCAUGUCCAGAUCUAAUCACAUCGCACCGGACUUUUACAAUAGUAGUGUUAAUUUAAACCCAGCCUUUGGCCACUGGUCACCAUAUAUGAGACAUUCACAACUACUACCGCCUAUGCAUGGUUACGAUCCGAAUACAGUUCCCAACUUCUUGUUGGGUCCCUUCCGGAAGCCGAAGCGGAUCCGCACGGCUUUCUCGCCGUCGCAACUCUUGAGGCUGGAGGAGGUGUUUGAGAAGAACCAGUACGUCGUCGGCAGUGAACGCAAACAGUUGGCCAGAGAUCUCAAUCUCAGCGAAACUCAGAUCAAAGUCUGGUUUCAGAACCGACGGACGAAACACAAGCGAGUGAAACAUGAGGAGGACAUUAAGGGCAACGGUAUCCCAAACGGUCGCAAAUCGCACGAUAGCAGCGAAAUGGUCAGCACUGAUGAUGAGGACGAGGACAUCGAUCCCACCCAUUACUAG
Messenger RNA from Oppiella nova, 927 nucleotides. The record is from the annotation of a GenBank genome assembly. NCBI's taxonomy places the organism in Eukaryota, Metazoa, Arthropoda, Arachnida, Sarcoptiformes, Oppiidae.